Molecule: messenger RNA, 756 nt
Organism: Lachancea fermentati
Lineage: Eukaryota; Fungi; Ascomycota; Saccharomycetes; Saccharomycetales; Saccharomycetaceae
Source: the annotation of a GenBank genome assembly
AUGGCCAAACUUGUGCACAAUGUUCAGAAGAAACAGCAUCGUGAGCGUUCGCAAGUUGCGUCGCGUGCGCGGUUCGGCUUUCUAGAGAAACACAAGGACUAUGUGAAGCGUGCGCAGGACUACCACCGCAAGCAGGCGACGUUGAAGAUUCUUCGCGAAAAGGCACAGCAGCGGAACCCAGACGAGUUCUACCAUGGGAUGCACUCGCGGUCGGUGGACGCCAAGGGCCGUUUGAUGGUGUCGCGUCGCGGCGACGACGCGGCCGACGAGGGCCUCACAACGGCGCAGGUAAAGCUACUCAAGACGCAGGACGCCAACUACGUGCGGACGCUGCGGCAAAACGAGAAACAGAAACUGGAGCGCGAAACGGGCGCGGUGACGUUCCAGGCGAAGGGCAGCCACACGGUGUUCGUGGAGGACCGCGAGGCGCUCGAGACGUUUGACGCGGCGUCGCAUUUCAACACGACGCAGGAAAUGGUGGGCCGGCGCGAAAACCGGCUGACGCGCGAGCAGCUGGCCGACCACAGCCUCAAGGUGGGCGUCGACACGCUGGGGAUGUCAGCCGAGACGCUCGAGCGCAAGCGGCUGAAGCGGCUGCGCCAGAUCCAGCAGCAUCAAGCGCGCGAGAAACAGCUGGCAGGCGUGUUGGAGCGCAUGGAGACGCAGCGCGAGGGCAUGAAGAAGGGCUCCAAGAAGAAGGUGACGGACGCUGCGGGGCGCGUGACGUUCAAGUGGAAGAAGCAGCGCAAGAGGUGA